CCGCAACUUCCUUCAAAAUGGACAUGGAUGAGCUCCUCACCUACAUUGUGUCCCAUUGUGAGAAGAUCGACCUCAUAUAUGAAGAGAUUGGGACUUCUGAGAAAGCUCGCCGAGAGAAUACACAGUCCCUUUUCGAGUCUUUCGUCCACUUGAUGAAUCAACAAACGAAAACAAUUACAGACGAAAGAGAAUCAUUAAAGCGAAAAUGUCACGACGCUCUCAGCAAUGUAGCACGCUACAAACGACUAAUGGGGACGUAUGUUGAUGAAGACGUUAUGGAAACCCCAAAACGACCACUUCUAACUUGGCUAUCAGAGCUUUGCGAUAAAGAAGAAAUAUACCAGAGAAAAUACGAAGCGAAACUUGAUGGUCUCAAAGGUCUGCAUAAUCAUAUCAACGAAUUGCGAGAGGCAUUAGUAGACUUCGUCGAAAGCGAGCCAAUUGACGAUGGGGAUGCAGAUGUAUCAGAAUUAGCUAUACAGCAUGUUGAAAAGGAAAUCGACAGAUGUGAAGCUGAAUAUGAUCGACGAGCUACAUUGGUAAAGGAUCUGAAUCGAAAAAUUCAAGAACAUUGGAAUACAUUGGGUGUUACUGCGAAAGAUGAUCUGGAUCAGACCUUACGGAAAUUAUGGGCGUUGAAUAACGAUGAUGAUGAAGACACUGAAAAUAUGCUUCUAGUACCACUUGUAUCACCUGCGAAACUUGAGGAAAUAGCUCAAAAGCUAGAAUCUUUGACAGAAUUCAGGAGCGAGAGAGAAUUCCGAGUGGAUGAGCUGUUACACCAAAUUAUGAAAAUUUGGGAUCUCCUUAGCAUUGAUGAGGCGACUAGGGAGGUCUUCAAGGAUGAGAACUACGGACUCAGAGAGGAAAACGUGAAGAAGCUUGAAAACGAAUUGCAACGGUUGGCCGUUAUCAAGCAAGAAAGAAUGGAGGAAUUCAUAAAAAGGGCAAGACAAGAAUUGAAAAUGCUGUGGGAUCAACUUUAUUACAGUGACGAACAACGUCAGAAAUUCAAACCUGCCUAUACAGAGAGCGUUGCCGAUGAAAUACUGGAAUCACACGAAAAGGAAAUUACUCGGACACAUAUCUUAAUUGAAGAUCAGAAACAUAUACUUGAAAGAGUGGAAAAGCAUAUGCGUCUGGUAGAGGAAAUUAAGCAAUUCGAAGCAUCAAUGUCCGAUCCUAAUCGAUUAUUUGGUAAAGGCCAACGAGACCCGGGCCGCCUACUCCGCGAAGAGAAGUUCCGAAGGCGAAUCGCAAGAGAGUUACCGAAGGUUAAACGGGAGCUCAGGUCGGCAUUGCAAGAGUAUGAAGAAACAAAUGGGGAGCCAUUUUGUGUUUUCGGCAAGCCAUACACUGAAACGAUCGAUGAACAGGAGGAACAGGAACAAGCAAAACCAGUCCGAUCUUCAAGAGGUGUCAAGAGGGCGUCGUCUGAAGUGCUUGACACCCCAAAGAGAGGGGGGGAGAAACGAAUUACCAAGACACCUUCCACCACGCCACGUAACCGACCAAAGACACAGUUGUCAACUCCUCACCGACAUCCCACAGCGCAUUUGGAUAGUACGCCAAGCAACCGCAGAAAGAGAAUUCGAAGUCAUUUGGAAGAGGCAGGGUUGAACGAUGCAAGCGACAGUAUUUUGCACAAAGUUCGCGAGCAUAAUUUAAAUGCAUUGAAGUCUGCUUUGCAGCCAUUGAACGACAAUCAAUUGCCAACAACUUCUCCCAAGGUACCCGAGGUCUUUAAAGGUGUUGCUCGCGCAGGAUCGCCAACACUCAAAGAGAGAGUAGUAUGGAGUGACGAAGAAAUUGAUGAAGGGAUUUUUGAUGAUGGCCCAGAUCUUAGCGACCUUGAAAAUUAAGGUUUCGAAGUUGUACAACUGUAUAUGUCAUUGCAAUAAAAAAAUAGGUGGAAAAGCCCAAUGCUUUCAGCACUAAACCCAAAAGUACAGUCCAGUCAC
Molecule: messenger RNA, 1961 nt
Organism: Umbelopsis ramanniana AG
Lineage: Eukaryota; Fungi; Mucoromycota; Umbelopsidomycetes; Umbelopsidales; Umbelopsidaceae
Exons: 11
Coding region: 18-1862 (614 amino acids)
Biological process (GO): microtubule cytoskeleton organization; mitotic spindle midzone assembly
Cellular component (GO): spindle; cytoplasm; mitotic spindle midzone
Molecular function (GO): microtubule binding
Source: RefSeq, a predicted model, not a curated record